This is a messenger RNA of Nylanderia fulva, 1185 nucleotides long. RefSeq lists its product as uncharacterized. NCBI's taxonomy places the organism in Eukaryota, Metazoa, Arthropoda, Insecta, Hymenoptera, Formicidae. Gene Ontology annotation, molecular function: nucleic acid binding. The record is from RefSeq and is a predicted model, not a curated record.
AUGGCGGCACGUACCUGGCAAGGAGAAUCCUGCAGACUGUGCCUCCCGAGAGGUGUCGCCGAAGAAGCUCCUGGAGCAUCCUCUGUGGUUGCGAGGGCCGGAAUAUCUCCGCCAUCACGCGGACUUCUGGCCGAAGGACGUCGGACCCUUGGGGACGGCCGACUUACCGGAGCAGCGACCGUUCCGAUGCCAUGUAGCCGCCGAGGAGCUAAGGAGCUCUGCCGCUUCUCCUGCCUUCGUCGCCUACUUCGCGUGUCCGCCUGGCGCUGGAGGGCACGAGGACGUCAUUCAGCAGACAGCAAAGCUGUGUCGACCUCCUUGGAACCUGAGGAGCUGGAGGCCGCUUUGUCAAGAUGGAUCCGGGUAGCUCAGAAGUCGAGCUACCAGGCCGAGCUGCAGGACGUCCGUGCUGGAAGGACGCUGCCUGCCCGGAGCUCACUCCGCAAGCUGGUUCCCAUGUUGGACGACGAGGGCACCCUGAGGGUCAGCGGGCGUCUGAAACACGCAAUUUUGGAUGCCGAUCAACGUCAUCCUGUCAUCCUACCGCCGCAGUCUCAUCUGACUCACCUGGUGAUUGGCGCCGCCCACAAGCGAAUACUUCACGGCGGAGUCCAGGCCACCUUGGCGCACAUCAGCUCCCGCGCCGUACAUCUUGAAGCCGUCAGCGACUACACCGCCGAGGCCUUCCUAGUGGUCUUUCGUCGGUUCGUGUCCCGACGAGAGUUGUGCACAGUCGUGUACAGCGACUGCGGCACUAACUUUGUGGGCGCUGACCGACAGCUCAAGGACCUCUUCAAAGCUGCUGGCCGUGAGAUUCAGACGAUUGUUGGGCACCUGGCAGACCGAGAAAUACGGUGGAGCUUCAAUCCACCGGCAGCUCCACACUUUGGCGGCCUGUGGGAAGCGGCGGCCAAGGCUGUCAAACACCACCUGAAACGCACCAUCGGCGAGGCCAGACUGACCUUUGAGGAACUGUCGACGUUCCUUACAGAGGUUGAGGCCUGUUUCAAUUCAAGGCCGCUCGAGGUUUUAACGGACGACCCUGACGACCUCGGUGCCCUGACGCCUGGGCAUUUCCUGGUGGAAAGCCCUCUUCUUGUCAUCCCAGAGCCGUCACUCUUGGAUGCGUCAGCCAACCGGCUGAAUCGGUGGCGGCUCCUGCAGCAGAUGCGGGAUCACCUGUAG